Messenger RNA from Patella vulgata (common limpet), 1281 nucleotides. RefSeq names its product protein ABHD15. The transcript has a single exon. The coding region runs from base 72 to 1250 and encodes 392 amino acids. The record is from RefSeq and is a predicted model, not a curated record. NCBI's taxonomy places the organism in Eukaryota, Metazoa, Mollusca, Gastropoda, Patellidae. Gene Ontology annotation, molecular function: short-chain carboxylesterase activity; monoacylglycerol lipase activity.
UUUUGGAACUAGAGAAAGAUGGCUUUAAGACUCCGGCAAUCCUGUUUGUAACAGAAAGUAUAAGUAGCGGGAUGUUGUCUCUUUAUUCAAUUUUAGCAGUGCCUUUCGUAAUGGCUGUGAUUGGGUCCAUCAUCCUAAGCCUUGUGAUGUGCAUUCAUGAUUUUUUCAAAACACGCAACUACCUCCCUAAACUUCACUUUCGGGAAUCAACGUUGACUUGUCAUCUUUUGAAAAAGUGUAAUUUGCAAGCUCGACCAUUUGCACCACCUUUCUGGUUGCGGAAUGCUCACGUUCAGACGAUUCUCGCAGCUAUUAUGCCUAAAACGGAAGUGAACUUUGAUCGCGAGUACUUGCAAAUGCGAGAUAAAGGAAUUGUGGCAUUGGAUUGGGUUGUUAGUGUGCAACCUAAGAUCAAAAAGAAAAGCACCAUCUUAUUAAUUAUACCAGGAAUUACCGCAGAUGCUUUAAGCGUUGGUGCUCUUUGUCAUUGUGCUAAUCAAAAAGGACUAAAAACCGUCGUGUUCAACAGACGAGGCCACGGGGGCAGUGUAUUAACGACUCCUAAAUUGCAAAGCCCUGGCGAUCCAGCUGACUUAAGACAAGUUGUGAAAUAUAUAAAACUGAAAUAUCUAAAGGCAAAAAUAGCCGCCGUAGCCUACGGCACUGGUUGUGGAUUAUUAAUAUCAUAUCUGGGGGAGUUCGGCUCUUCCUCUUUAGUGGCUGUUGGCGUAUGUAUUUCGCCGUGUUACGAUGUGUCUGAACGUUUCGCCAACUCGAUGUAUAGUAUUUAUGAUUACGUUUUCUUAUUUAGAUUAAAAGCAAUAUUGUGUAAUCACUCCAAGGCAUUAUCAAGUGUGAUUGACAUGAAAAUAGCAAUGCAAUCCUCGUCCUUUCAGGAAUAUGACGCUUCUGUGUAUUGCAAGUUAUAUGGCUAUGACAAUAUGGAGGAAUAUUGGGAUAGAAACAACCCUAUUCGUGACGUAGACGAUAUAUCAGUACCUGUUUUGUGUAUAAACAGUUUAGAUGACCCGUUUAACUCUGAAAGUGACAUUCCCUAUGAACUGUUUAAAUAUUAUCCUAAUUUUCUAUUGGUUGCAACUGAGCGUGGCGGCCAUUGUGGAUUUUUAGAAGGAUUGCCGCCUAGCUCAUGGGCUGAUAAAUUGUGCUUGGACUAUAUCGACGCUGUUCUAGAAUUCACUAUCAAAGGAUAUACUCACAAUAAUAGGGGGGCUGUAAGAUCAACUAUUUAAAAGAAACACGAGUUUCUUUAAUUUUUUAAAA